CUGAGCAUUACAGAAGAAGACAGUGCUUUCAUGAUACUUGCUAGUGUUUAUCAUUUCCCAUUCAUUCAAUAAUCUCUGCUGGACUUGUAUUUAAACAUAUUGCAGUAGUUCCGAUAAAUAAAUGGCCUUCGCUCUUCCAGUGUGGCUCGCGGUGCAAGAGGAGCUCCUCGCCGGAGAUGGCGAAGCGGACAAUGCGACUCCGACCUGUUUCGACGACUUCGACGAUGAAGCUUUGUUCCAGAUGUUCCACCUCACCAGACCCUGCAUCGCCUUCAUCACAGACACUAUCCGCGUGCGCAUGAAGAGCACAUCUGUGAAGAAACCCACGCUGCCCGUGGAGGCGUCGGUCAGCUCUCUGGUCAUGGUGGCACUCAACUAUUACGCACAGGGCGUUUCCCACGCUGACAUCUCGCAGAGAGUCUCCCGAAACCAGACGGACUGCUUCGCGAUCAUCUCCACAGUGUCCGGGGUCAUCGCGGGCAUGGCCGAUGCCUUCAUCUCGUUUCCGCAGAUCCGUGAAGCCAGAGCCAAUGUCGCAUUCAAGAUUGAGAAGCUGUGCGGGAUCCCAAACGUGCUGGGGGUUGUGGCUCCAGCUCACUUCAAGAUCAGAGCGUCCCCCUACGAGAAGGAGACGUUCAGGUCCUUUGUCAACACCUUGGGGUACACCUCGGUGGUGAGCCAGAUCAUAUGUGACUCUGAUGGCAACAUACUGAGUGUGGAGAAGUGUUGCGCGGGCAGCACGUUUGAGCAGGAGAUGUGGGAGACGUCGUUUAAAGGAAGGGAAAUGGAGGAGGACCUGCACGGAGCAAACUGGAUUAUUGCUGGGAAAGGCUACCACUUGAGCAAACACGUCUUGACCCCUGUGUCGGAACCUGUCGAUUACAAAGACAUCAGCUUCAAUGACGCCCACGCGAAGAUCCACAACGUCAUGCGGACGACGCUUGGCAUCAUAAAGAGGCGUUUUAGGUGUCUGAUGCAACUCGGUUUUGCCCAAGAAGGCUCUAUGGACAAAAAAUCAAACAUUAUCAAGGCGUGCUGUGUGCUGCACAACAUCGCCAAGAAGUUCUCCGUCCCUCCCCCGCCUGCAGCUGGUAGAAUUGAGCCCCUGCAUCCAGGCAAGCAACGCUCAGCGCCCGUGGAGAGCAACCCGGAGGCCCUGUUGGCCAGACAGGAGCUCAUCAAUAAGUUCUUCUCCAGGGCCCCCAAAAACCAGGAGCCACAGAGUAAGGACAUCACAGAGGACGAGGAUGUGUGAGCAGAGUGGGUGU
This is a messenger RNA of Epinephelus lanceolatus (giant grouper), 1268 nucleotides long. Its product is annotated as putative nuclease HARBI1. The record is from RefSeq and is a predicted model, not a curated record. Lineage: Eukaryota; Metazoa; Chordata; Actinopteri; Perciformes; Serranidae.